AUGGAGCAUCGGCAAAAAACAAUGUCCACAGAUUAUGGGGAAAGAUAUACAUUUGAAGCAGAGUGGUUUGACACUGUUGCUUCGAUGUUGAGAAAAUUUAUUCUGUACUAUUAUCCAGCUGACAACACAGUGGAGAUUUACGAUGUUAAAAGUAAAAAAAUGUUUCUGCGUAGAACUAAAUGUGAAGGCGUACAUGCUAAAGAUCUUUAUAUCGGAGGAAUGGUCAACAUAUUUUCAAGAUGCAUCAAGAUAACUAACUUUGCAGAUCAUGCUACUAAAGUUAAACUUGCCAGUAGGAUGGAAAGAACAUUUGCAAUGAUCAAACCUGACGCGAUCGAUAAAAUGGGGGAAAUUAUGAAGAGAAUAACGAGGAACAACUUCCAUAUUGGAAAUAUUAAAAUGGUGCAUAUGACAAGGGAAGAAGCAGAGGAAUUUUACAUCGAGCACAAAGGGCAAAGCCAUUUACCAUCAUUGCUGAAGUAUAUCACGUCAGGUCCUGUCUUAGCCCUCGAACUUAUCGGUGACAGAGCAAUUCAAAAGUGGAAAGAACUGAUGGGGCCAGCAGAUUGCAUGGAAGUUCGGGAAGAGGCACAAAAUUCAAUCCGAGCCUGCUACGGAAAAGAUAAACAGCAAAAUGCUGUACACGGAUCGGAUUCUGCAGAGGCUGCAGCAAGGGAAUUGGCGUAUUUCUUUCCUGACCCAAAGAGUAAAAAUAGAAUUCUCAGAAACACAGCUACCCUCAAAAACUGUACAUGCUGUGUGAUCAAACCGCAUGCCGUGCAAUCGAGACUUGUAGGGUACAUAAUCGACGACAUACAAAAAGCUGGCUUCACGGUUUCGGCAUUGCAGCAGUUUCUUGUAGAUCCUACGAACGUCGAAGAAUUUCUUGAGGUUUAUAAAGGCGUACUACCAGAUUAUGGGGCAAUGGUCACUGAAAUGCAAUCUGGCCCGUGUAUUGCAAUGGAAAUCACACACAAAGAUAAUAGUAAAGAUGUACCUAAGGAAUUCAGGAAAUUGUGCGGUCCCAUGGAUCCCGCAGGAGAUAGCUCGGCAGUUGAGACCAGAAACGUUAAGGGCAAAGUAUGGGAAAACCAAGGUCCAAAAUGCUGUGCACUGUUCGGAUCUACCAGAAGAUGGGAUCUUGGAGGUUGAAUAUUUUUUCAAAAUUUUAGCGGACUGCUGAAAGCCUUCAACGUCACACUGUCGUUGCAUAACGAUUCAACUUCACUCGGGGAGCGAUCCGAGAAGUAAUAAGAAAAGACAAAUAAUUGAAUUUAAAUAUGAAUUGUAUUUUUUAUUAUACCAUAUGCAAUAAAUUUGCGAUUUCUA
Molecule: messenger RNA, 1329 nt
Organism: Athalia rosae (coleseed sawfly)
Lineage: Eukaryota; Metazoa; Arthropoda; Insecta; Hymenoptera; Athaliidae
Gene: nmdyn-D7
Product: nucleoside diphosphate kinase 7
Exons: 9
Coding region: 1-1152 (383 amino acids)
Biological process (GO): GTP biosynthetic process; CTP biosynthetic process; UTP biosynthetic process
Cellular component (GO): centrosome
Molecular function (GO): nucleoside diphosphate kinase activity; ATP binding
Source: RefSeq, a predicted model, not a curated record